Coprinopsis cinerea okayama7#130 is the source of this 1476-nucleotide messenger RNA. RefSeq lists its product as hypothetical. Gene Ontology annotation, biological process: mitotic sister chromatid segregation. The transcript is spliced from 4 exons. The coding region runs from base 1 to 1476 and encodes 491 amino acids. Gene Ontology annotation, cellular component: chromosome, centromeric region; chromosome passenger complex; spindle midzone. The record is from RefSeq and is a predicted model, not a curated record. Lineage: Eukaryota; Fungi; Basidiomycota; Agaricomycetes; Agaricales; Psathyrellaceae.
AUGGAGAAACACGUCCUCCGACAACGCGUGUCACGUGGCACGAAUCUGUCUGUCGCGCUCGAUGUUCUUGGCACUGCCCGUUUUGUUUAUCGCGGCGACCACCAACAACACCCGCCCUCGACGCUGGCCGAAACAGCCAUGAACAUCCACACGACAAAACGCAAAUACAACGACGAGGAGAAACGGCAGCUCAUUGCCAACUUGGACAUCGAAGUUGCACAUCGGUGUCGCCAGUUCGAAGCAUGGCUGCAAGAUCGUCUGGAACACUUUACAAUUCACCAGGAGGGACAAGUCUCUCGGAUACCAAAGCAAGUCAGGGGCAUGACGAUGCGCGAAUUUGGAGAGAAAUACAACGGCAACAUCCAGCUGGCAUUACGGGGCUUCCAGAAGGACAGGCUGGCUGCGGCAGGAGUGGGUCCUGACUUUGGUGAAAUCGAAAAGAGCAUGCGGAAGAGAAAGUUUUUGCCAAAUCCCGAUGGAGAGAAGGGCACGGCCAAGGAUUCAGACCCUCGUCCUUCGAAGAACGUCAAAACCGCUCCAUUCUCCCCAGUCAAGUCAAAGAAACCCGUCUCAUCCUCGCAUCAAUCUGGGAACAGAUUCUCCUCGACAUCAAAGACUCCCGUGGCCUCAUCGUCUCGGUUACAAAGCCGGAUACCAGGCCCUUCAAGUCCAGAGAAACGACCCCCUUUCAACAACACUACUGGCGCAUACAAUCCGCGACCCGCCCCCCGACCCGCUUCACCUCUCAAGAGUACCGCAACACAAACCCGCGUCCCUUCAAGCUCCAGUUUCAAUCCCUCGUUACCACCCAAAGUUCCCGCAUUCCCGACCAUUACAAAGGCUGAUGACCCAACGACAACAAUGCAAAUGCGUUUACCUCGUAAAGACGAGAACAUGCUCAGCGUCAACGGUUCUCCCAUCGCAAAUCCUUAUCAGUUCGGUUUGGGGUGGUUCAAAGGCGUCGAGAUGAACGAUGAUCCCGAUUCACCGACAGAAGGGCUGGGAGAAGGCAGUAACGGUGCAGCACGGACACUCAAGCGCACGAAGAGCAACAUCAUUGUUCGGCGGGAUCCAUCUGUGGCCUUCAGCAAUCUCCACUCAAGAGACCCUUCACAAGCGAGCCUGUUCACCUCAUCGUCACAAACCGGAUCAUCGACAGCACAUUCACGCGACAACUCACAGGCAACCCAUCUCCUUCCCGAACCUACAUUACAACCCGGCGGGCCAUUUCGAUUCCCUGUUCCUCGGAUACCUGACGGUACCGAGGCGACACCAAAGCCCAUCAAGCACACAAGAUCGUUCUCCGCCAUGGUGGCAAUACCAACGAAAGACGGCCACCUGCUGGAGUUUGAUCCCCUUACGACGUCACCAGGCGCGUUGGAUGCACUCGAGGGGAUCACACAGAGUGCCAAGAAGCAGGCGAGAAUGGAGAUGGGCCGGUUAGUGCAAGCAGCCGUUGACAAAUGGAAGCUGUAG